GCGGCGGCGCCGCGCUCCGUCCAGCCGCGCCCGCGCAGCCCCCGCAGGAGUAAAUAUCAGUAUGACUAGAGUCUGAGGAAGGGCUUCUGUAUUCCUACCAAAAGCUUGCUGGUGCAGAGGAACGGCACAAGGAGAGCAGCAAGGGCAUUUUGAGCUACCAUGGAUAUCCCCACCGAUUUGGUGCCAUCAUCCAUGAUGUCCCAACCUGAGGUGAUUGAGUCUACAGCCAUGAGUGAACCACAGUGCUACUACAAUGAAACCAUUGCCUUCUUUUAUAACCGAAGUGGAAAAUAUCUAGCCACUGAAUGGAACACUGUCAGCAAGCUUGUAAUGGGACUGGGGAUUACCGUCUGCAUCUUCAUAAUGCUGGCCAACCUCUUGGUUAUGGUGGCUAUUUAUGUGAAUCGCCGAUUCCACUUUCCUAUUUAUUACUUAAUGGCCAACUUAGCUGCUGCGGACUUUUUUGCAGGGCUGGCCUACUUUUACUUAAUGUUCAACACAGGACCCAACACUAGAAGACUGACUGUAAGCACCUGGCUUCUCCGUCAGGGUCUCAUUGAUACCAGUCUGACAGCCUCUGUAGCCAAUUUGUUGGCCAUUGCUAUUGAGCGGCACAUUACGGUUUUUCGAAUGCAGCUGCACACUCGGAUGAGCAACCGCCGAGUGGUCGUUGUCAUUGUUGUUAUCUGGACUAUGGCCAUCGUCAUGGGUGCCAUACCGAGUGUCGGAUGGAACUGUAUUUGUGAUAUCACCCACUGCUCCAACAUGGCACCGCUGUAUAGUGACUCCUACCUGGUCUUCUGGGCUAUUUUCAACCUGGUCACUUUUGUGGUCAUGGUGGUCCUGUAUGCUCACAUCUUUGGGUACGUUCGCCAAAGGACUAUGAGAAUGUCCAGGCACAGUUCUGGACCCCGCAGGAAUCGGGACACCAUGAUGAGCCUCCUGAAGACUGUGGUCAUUGUGCUUGGUGCUUUCAUAAUCUGCUGGACCCCAGGACUAGUCUUGCUGCUCCUCGAUGUUUGCUGUCCCCAGUGCAAUGUCCUGGCCUAUGAAAAAUUCUUCCUUCUCCUGGCAGAGUUCAACUCUGCCAUGAACCCCAUCAUCUACUCCUACCGGGACAAGGAAAUGAGUGCGACGUUCAAGCAGAUCCUGUGCUGCCAGCGCAGCGAGAGCACCAACGGCCCCACCGAAGGCUCGGACCGGUCAGCCUCCUCCCUCAACCACACCAUCCUGGCUGGCGUCCACAGCAAUGACCACUCCGUGGUGUGAAGCCACCGCCAGCCGCCUCACCGACAAAGAGCAGCGGGCGGUGCUCGGGCGGGGCAGGCGCGUGGCCCCGGGGAAGGUAACCCACUCACGUUUUCUCAAACACUAAUGGACUACAAGUGCAUCUUUUCCGGCGGCCUGACGUACCAGCGCAGACUGCCCUGUCCACAGGACUGGCCAUGCUGCAGAGCCUUUGAUUUCUGCUUUGAAAAAGUAGAAAGUAGUUGCUUUGCAGAAGAGGCCAUCAAUAACCCACAGAAAGCCUUGCUGAGACUUUGUUGGACUUUGCUGCAUCUUGGUGCCAGUCUGAAUCAACUCUGAUUAAUUAAGCUUAUACCUGCUUCACUGCAUUUACAUGUAGCCACUUAGUAUUUUUAAAAAGGGAGUAAAGGGGAUAAAACUAUGCCUAUCAUUUAAUAGACAUGUAAUAUGUAUCACCAUCAGCAUGCUUGUGAUGAACAUUUUCUGUGCAGGGAGUAAAACUGUGCUCUAGUCUUUGUAUCCUUAGCCACACUGUCAUAACUACAGUAAAAAGAAAAGUUGUUUUUUUUUUCUAACACAGGCAACAGGAAGAUGAGGGAAACUGACUCUUCUUACCUUCAUUACUGGUGUUAGAGAAUGCAUGUUCUGUGUGUAUGCAGAUUGUUUUAAUUAUGAAAAAAAAAAAAAAAGCUCUUUGUAAAGUCUGCCGGAAAGUAGAAAAGCAUAGACUGUAUUCCAGUGUUUGUUUAGAUUAUGAAAUAAACAGUACUUUAGUCACAAUGUAUAUAAGGUUCUUCUUUGAAGUACAGUAUGAAAUUUGUAACAUGUGAAGGGUACCAAGUUUUUUAUGGAUAAGUUCUUAAAGUAGGACACAUCCCUAAGGCUCUUAAAGGGCUACAGUCAGGUUGGUAGAUUGCAAAAAUUGUAUUUAUGGCAUAUUCUUGGAAUGCUUUUCUUGUUCGUGGCAAAAAGCAUUUCUAAUGGCGAAAAAGAAAAGGUAUGUUUUUAUGGAACCUUUCUGGUAAUUGAAAACAAAACACUUUCUGCAUUUUUGCACUGAGAAGUAUUUGUAGGGUACCAUUCAAAUGAUGCCUCCUUCAUUUCAAAAGCAGUGGGCUACUAAGAGCCAAGGCACAAUUUUAUUUUGUGAAGUCGACACUUUAAUCCAUUGCAAAUGACUGGACCAUAUUACAGAGCCACACAUGUACACUUUUAUAAAUACCUAAGCUAACAGGUGGGUUUUUCAUAUGAGACUGUUUUGAAGAGAAAUGUCACUCAUGUGAAUAUCAGUUACCAAGAAUCACUGAGAGUAAACAAAACUCAUCAAGAGAGGUAACUGAGCAAAGGUGGGACCUUGCUGAUAAAAAACUUGGGACGUCUUUCCAGGAAACUCUGUGUUCUCCUAACAAUGUAAAAUAUAUCAACAGUAAAUUCCUGGCACUGUUCUUGUCAUAAUUUGUCUCUAUAACAAAAAGAAAAAAACAAACAAGACAAAAAAAAGGGGAAAAACAAAAAAAAAUCAAGAAAAAAACCCCACACUCACAAAAAAAAUAACCCUGCAAAACAAAACAAAAAAUCCAGAGAUAUAUAUCCUUCAUUGUACCAUACUGGAAUGUAACUUAAGGGAUUAUAUUCUCCCAUUUGGGCAGGGAAAAAAUGGAGGAUGGAGGGUCAGCUCAGCAAAAUACAGUGUUUUCAGCAUCUCUUGCUUUGAGGAGAUGCUUGGAUUUUAUCCUUCCAAGCAGAAAAUUGCUUGGAAUAGGCAGUUCCUUCCUGAGAGAGGGAAGAGAAACAAGUAAACUAAUCCUGCCUCCACUGAAUGAAGUGGGAGUUAUGACACUGCUUUCAGUCAAACUGAAAUCCACCUGAACUGUCAAGCUAGUUUUGUGUGGACACUAUGGAAGGUGGAGUAGAAGGUGGACAUUACAUUGUUUGCCAGUUGACCAAGGUUUUGAAUACAUCCCCUUGCUUUGAACAAAACCAGUCUUUCUUCUGACUGUCUUUGACAGCAAGUGAAUGUACAGGUUAAUUUGGUUUUAUUCACAGAACUGUAGUGAGAAACAGAAGAAUAGGCUGUAUGAACCUUUUUAUUUCAAAGCAUCUGCUUGCUAAUCCACUCAUAUUUUUUCCUUAGUGCCUGCUUGAUACUUGAACUAGUGAAGGUAAGCAGAAGAAAGGAGAGGGUAAGACUGCCUCCAAAGACAAGGAUAUCUGAGUGAAAAAUAAUUUCUUUUUCUCAAGAGUUCUUGGAGUAUAUUUCUUCCUUGGAUCCAGCAAGAACAAUUUUUCUUAUCCCUAACAUCCCCAGAAAAGUAGAAGAUCGUAGACACUUUAGUCUAGGGUCUGGGUUUUUUUAGCUUUCCAAGUGUUCUUUUCACUGCUAUUUGCAUGCUUUUAUUGAAUCUCAUCUGGAUAGGGUGGAGGAUGAUAUUACAAAACAACAACAAAUCAUUCACCCUAGUUUAACCUGCUGGAAGUCUGGUGGGUUUUGAGAAGCCAGGGGUGAAUAACUUGAGAACAGGAUUGGUGUGGCUGUUUGAACAUGGGUGGGUCCAAAGGCCUCUUGUGAAGACAGAUGCCCAAGGAGGCUUUCUGUCAUCACUGUGAUUGUGACAGAAGGUAGUUGCUGUCCAGGUACAUAGUUCAACCCAAGGAGGCACUCGACAGUUCAAGAAGGUGAACCUUUUGAACUCUUAGCAGCAGUUAAAUUUGAGUUGUCAGGUAUAUUAAUCCAGGAGCAAUCCUGUCUGGCAACAGGUGGCUUUUCUUCUAAAAGGUGAAGUGCAAUGUUUCAGAUCAAAUGCAGCAGAAGGAACAUUGCUUGUACAAUUCUGGUAGAGGAAUUCACUGAGCAUAUGGCUGCUGUAUGGCAAUUUAAUUAGUGUUUUGUGUUGUUGACAUGUUGUUCCUAUAUCCUUAAGAAAUCUGAUCUGUGAAUUGAGUAGUUCUUUGCAAGCUAAUGAAAUUAAAGCUCCAGUGAGCAAAGAGAAUAAAAACCAGAGCCUGGAAUAGGAUUCAUUUGCUGUGUUCCUUAGAAUGAUUCCCAGCCAUUUGUUGUCAUCUCAGAAUUUUUUUAAGUUUUGCUCUUCUAUUCAGAUUUUCCAGCCUCAUUGUGCCAUUGUAGAACUCACUUCUGCUAUGUGAAAACAUGGUGCAAAGUACUUAGGGAAAAAGAUUGCCCCACUUAUUUUUACUUAUCUCAAAUUCUUCAAAAGGUUUUAGGAGACUUCUUAAAAUACCAACGAUCCUCCCACAGUCAUUAAAAUUCUUUUGUUGCUGAUUGCUUCUGGUCCAAGUAAAUCCUCUUGAAGUUCAAAUGUAAUGGUGUUUGUGUCAGAAUUGUAGUGGUGGGAAGUUGUGUGUUAAAAGGAAUAUCAUUUGCAGAUCAAGGGAAAUGUAUUUUCAUUGUAUUUUCAGUGGCAGUAUAAAUCUGAAAA
Molecule: messenger RNA, 4685 nt
Organism: Passer montanus (Eurasian tree sparrow)
Lineage: Eukaryota; Metazoa; Chordata; Aves; Passeriformes; Passeridae
Gene: LPAR1
Product: lysophosphatidic acid receptor 1
Exons: 4
Coding region: 160-1269 (369 amino acids)
Biological process (GO): phospholipase C-activating G protein-coupled receptor signaling pathway; neurogenesis
Cellular component (GO): membrane
Molecular function (GO): lysophosphatidic acid receptor activity
Source: RefSeq, a predicted model, not a curated record